Messenger RNA from Schistosoma curassoni, 1914 nucleotides. Lineage: Eukaryota; Metazoa; Platyhelminthes; Trematoda; Strigeidida; Schistosomatidae. The record is from the annotation of a GenBank genome assembly.
AUGACAAACAGAAUUAAAUCCACCAGGGCAUUAAGCACAAGCAGUAUACCGGCCUAUGCUUUGAUACGUAAACUUCAUUUUGAACUAUCUCCAGAUAAACCAAUUCAUCGACCUGUUCAAUCCCUCUUUUCGACAUCCAGCGGAUUUAACAACUUUCGUGGUCUGUUAAAUCUGGCUGCCUUUAUACUUGUCAUCUCAACAUCUAGAAUGGCAUUAGAAAACAUUAUCAAAUAUGGAAUCAUCAUGGAUCCAUUUUCAUGGAUUCGUUUUCUUUUACAAGCUCAACAGAAAUGUGCGGUAAUUGGGUUAUUUGGUUGUACUAAUGUUUUUAUUAUAUUCGCUUGGUUAGUUGAACGUGCAACUGUUCGUGGUUUAGUUGGUGGUAAAUUUGCAAUGGUGCUUAUUGGUUGGAAUUUAUUUUGCCUGCUCACCUUCCCGACCAUCAUGAUCUUAUCAAUGGAUUUUAGUCCUUUGUUUAGUGCUCCUGUGCUUGGAGUGUACACUAUUGUUUUUCUGAAACUAUUUUCGUAUGCUGCUGUUAAUCGGUGGUGUCGCGAAUCAGAUGAAGACGGGGAUUGCAAUGUAGAUGUGGUUUUGGGUGUAUUGGGAAAGUCGACACCGAAAUCAGCUCCCACUCAUAAUGCCCAUAUCAGCAAACCUGAGAAUUUGAAUCCAAAACCUAUUAACAAUAAUGUUAAUUCUCAUCAAUUCGAUGAUUAUUCUGAGACGAUUAAUAAAUACAAUUCAGUCAAUGAAUCUUCGGAAGAAAAUCAUGUAUUCAAGCGAAAAUGUUCUCUAGUGUUAGAGCAUCCAGAUAUUAACUUUCAAGAAAAUGGAGUGAAUACUAACGCAGAGAGCAAAACCAAUGACUUGCGAUUAGAAAAUGAAAACAACUCUGAAGUCACACAUGAAGCUACCCGAAAUAGAAGAAAUAAAAUUCCAAAUUUUUCUCCGAAUUCGAUGACUUCGGAAAAUAAUGCAAAAUCAACAAAGCAUCUUAGCCAAUUACAUAUGAAACAUAAAAGUCAAUUUAGAAAAUCUCAACAUUCAAGGCUUAGUGUAUGUGAAAGCAAGGAUUACAAUAGCAUUAGCUCAGACCCAGUUGAAUUAGAAGUAAAUGUAUUGGUACACGAUGAAACUUGCAUGAAAUUUAGUCGUAAUUUAUACGUUACUUAUCCAAAUAACUUAACACUAUGGGACAUAUACUAUUUCAUCCUUUCACCAACAUUGUGCUACGAAUUAAACUUCCCGCGCACAAUGACAAUAAGGAAACAGUUUCUGUUCAAACGUGUCUUCGAAUUGAUAUUCAUUCCCCAACUUAUACUCUGCUUGAUUCAACAAUGGAUUCUACCUAUACUGUCAAACAGUUACGUCCCAUUCACAGAAUCAAGAUUUAGCUUGAUUGUUGAACGUUGUUUGAAAUUGGCCAUACCAAAUCAUCUCAUAUGGUUACUGUUUUUCUACCUUGCAUUUCAUUCCCUAUUAAAUGUAAUUGGAGAGGUUUUAUACUUUGGUGAUCGAUUCUUUUACAGCGAUUGGUGGAAUGCGGAAUCUGUGCCAGCGUUUUGGUCAAAAUGGAAUAUUCCUGUCCAUCGUUUUGCUAGACGGCAUAUAUACAUACCCCUUUUACGGUCAGGGUUCAGCCGCUUCCAAGCUGGUUUAGUUGUUUUCAUGAUUAGUGCAUUUUUUCAUGAAAUACUUGUUUCGAUCCCAUUGAAAAUGCUACGAUUCUGGGCCUUCUUUGGUAUGCUUAGUCAAGUACCAUAUGCCUACAUAGUUUCACGCUUAUUCCCUAAUGGUGGUCAAGGUGGUAACUUAGCUGUGUGGCUUACGUUAAUAAUUGGUCAACCAUUAGCUAUUCUCGCUUAUUUCCAUGACUAUUUUAUAAUACAUUAUAAUGUUGGUGGAAUAUAA